This is a messenger RNA of Tricharina praecox, 504 nucleotides long. RefSeq lists its product as uncharacterized. Bases 1 to 504 code for a protein of 167 amino acids. Gene Ontology annotation, molecular function: protein binding. The transcript is spliced from 3 exons. The record is from RefSeq and is a predicted model, not a curated record. Lineage: Eukaryota; Fungi; Ascomycota; Pezizomycetes; Pezizales; Pyronemataceae.
AUGGAGUACUACCAGCGCGCCCUCUUCGGCUACGAGCGGACCCUUGGAAAAGCCCACCCAGUUACCCUCGAAACUGUGAACAAAAUGGCACUUGCCGAAGCUGGCCAAGGGGAAUACGGCAGCGCCCUGGUGUGGUACCAGUGUGCACUCGUCGGCAAAGCGAAGGCGCUCGAAAAAGACCACCCUAUCACACUCAACACCGAGUUCUACCAGCGCGCACUUGGCGGCUACGAGACGGCCCUCGGAAGAGACCACCCCGUGACUCUCAACAUAGUCAACAACAUGGCGCUUGCCAAGACGAUCUUUGGAAGAGACCACCCGAGGACUCUGGAUACCGUCUACAACAUGGCCAGCGUCUUUGCGAAGCAAGGCGCGUACGGCAAAGCUUUGCGGUCCUACCAGAGAACCAUCGACGGCUACGAGGAGACUCUUGGGAAAGACCACGCCAAAACUAUCAGCGCCGCUCAACAGGUGGAUAUCUACAGCCGGAGUAUAAAACACUAG